UUGACAGCAAUGGUUGUUUGAGGAGCCAAUUCAAUACUAAUUUUAUUGUUUUAAUUUAUUUAUGUACCAAUGAAUUGAAAUUCCUUUACGAUUAACUAACAGAAAUCAAGUAAUCACAAUGGAGUUAAUUUACUCCAUGCGCCGGAAACCAUUGAAAUGCGAGCCACCGCACUUCGAAACGUCAUCAGACCCAGAAGUGGUUCGUCCGAUUUGCAACAUAUCGGCGUGCAAUAUCAUCGCGUUCUCGUCUCCCACGGAGCUUUCGGACUCCGACGGGUGCACCUGGGGCGGGCAUGUGUACGUGUGCGACCUCGACACGCCGUGGGACAGUCAUAAAGUCACUAGCACUGUUCAUCCUGUCUCAGCUCUUGAAUGGGACAGUGAGGGCAAGCAGCUCCUGGUGGCCACAACCGAGGGUGAAGUCUCCGUGUUCGGCAUGAAGGAGUUCCUGCUCAAUGAGUGGAGCUGCCUUUAUACUGCAUCAUUCCCAGGUGAACAUGUAAUAAAAGCAGCAUUCUUCCACAACGGCCGGAGAGUGUCUUGUGACAAGAAACCCGAUGUGCCGGCUGCGGAGCGCCUACAGCUGUUGAGGCCCACGCCCACACUGAAAGGCUUUGGUGGCAUAGCGUGUGAAGGUGCCUGCAUCAUCACAGCCACCGGUCUCAUCGGAGCCCUGACGCCUUCAGGAGAGCCGGGCAAGGCGCUCAGCGGGGCAGAGUGUCUCCGGCCAGCGAGGGACAGGGUGCCUACUGCCAGCGUGGCUCACAAGAAUGGCACCCUGAUAGUAGCAGCAGGUGGUGUGAACUGUGUGCGCUGCGCCGUCUGCUCCGUCACGUUGUCGCGCGCGCCGCACCAGGCGCCGGCGCUUCUAGUGCAGCCUCUGCCGGCUGUAUAUCUGGACUACACUCCUGUGUCUUUGACUUGGAGUCUCCGGGAGGACACGGAUUCUCUGCUCGUCGGCGGGUCCGCUCUGUCAGUCUGGAAUCUGACGCAGCGAGCACACCCCGUGCAUAAACUACUGUCUAAGGGUCCGUUACAAGGAAGCACAACUCCUGGAGGUGGACAAAAACCGGGGUCUGACUGUUUCAACACAGUGGUGUGGCAACAAAUCUCAGUGCUGCCCGUGGAGGGCUGCGCGCACGUCUGCUCCCGCCGCCUGCACGCGGCCGCGCCCUAUCAUAUACUAGCGGCGACGGGACCCAACAGACUAUACUUGCAUCGCGACACACAUAGGAUAAGCACCACAGCGGUGACAGUCUCAGGGUUGCCGGGACUCGAGGCGGGCGCUACGCCCCCGAAGAAACCCAAAUAUGGAAGCGCUUUAGCGACAGGAGCGGCGUGCGCCAUAGUGUCGUGUGUGGACAUGUCGUGGCUGGGCGGUGUGUGUGUGUGCGUGGACACACAUGCACAGCUUCACGUGUAUCGACUACCCGCACCUGAUAUUUCAACGCCAUUGCUAGUGCAGCAUACGACGUCGCUUCUAGAAUACGCCAUGGUGUCAGGUCUGGAUUACCGGGACAUCAUCAUGACGCUAAAACCUAACGCCAUUGAUGCUGUGUAUGAGAGGUUCACGGAGAGUUUUCAACGUCAGCCGCAGGCAUUCCAGCAGUUCUAUUAUCAGAACUGGCUCAAAUUACGCAUUGGACUUUGCAGGGUAAUACCAACAGCCCAAGGCGCGGUAUCAUCACUGACGCAGCUGAUGACUCUCGCCGGCGCGUGGGCGGCGCUGGCGGCGGCUUUAAGAGGAGACGACAGGCGACACGACGACGUGCGACUAGACGCACUGUUAGAACACGAACACGACAAGGCAUUAGUUACACUAGAAGCGAAAGCGGAACUGUCAAGCGACGCCGUCGCUCUCACGCCGCUCCGACGCAUUCUGCAACAGUGCGUCGACAUCGCGACCACGCAUCUACAACACGCUGCGACAGGACACACACAUCCGUACGAGACGUGGACGGAGGGCACGGCGCUGGCGCUGCUGCGCAAGCUGGUGGUGGGGGCGCGCGCCGCGGGCCGCGCCGCCGCCGGCGAGCCGCUGUCGCGCGCGCUGGCCAGGCUGGCGCUCCACAACACCAAGGAGGUCCGAGAGGAAUGUGCAACCCUAUGUCUGCAGCUGACGACCCCACGGAUCUGGGAAUCCCUGCCUCGCUGUACAGUCUCCGCCCCACAUGGCAAACCGUGGCCACAUUAUUUCGAGUAUGGAAUAGAGCCUGAAGGUUUGAGAUACGCACCCGAGCCACCGAACUACGGCACAAUGUGCGAAGUGAUGCCGUCACUGGGGAUGGAUUGUAUAAGGUACAUGUACCUGGGCCCGGGCGCGGGGUCGUGGCGCGCAUGCGCGCGGUGCGGCGCGCGCGCGCUGGCGGCGGCGCGGGCGGCGCGGGCGGCGCUGGCGCGGGCGUACGACGCGCGCUUCCUGCCCGCCUGCAGGUGCGGCGGUAAAUGGACUCUGGUCUCAAAUUACUAAACGACAUGCUGAAUAUUCAUUAUUUAAGUUUAUUUUAAGUUCAUGAAUUUAGUUUUAUAGGUAAUUGUAAUUAAAAUAAUGAAUUUACCAAAAUAAAA
This is a messenger RNA of Leguminivora glycinivorella, 2568 nucleotides long. It is a transcript of the gene MED16, whose product is annotated as mediator of RNA polymerase II transcription subunit 16. Gene Ontology annotation, molecular function: protein binding. The transcript is spliced from 21 exons. Gene Ontology annotation, biological process: positive regulation of DNA-templated transcription. The record is from RefSeq and is a predicted model, not a curated record. Bases 119 to 2470 code for a protein of 783 amino acids. Gene Ontology annotation, cellular component: mediator complex. Lineage: Eukaryota; Metazoa; Arthropoda; Insecta; Lepidoptera; Tortricidae.